This is a messenger RNA of Cladocopium goreaui, 3195 nucleotides long. The record is from the annotation of a GenBank genome assembly. Lineage: Eukaryota; Dinophyceae; Suessiales; Symbiodiniaceae.
AUGUAUGGCGCCAAGCCUGAUGAGCCUGAUGAUGCUCCUACCACCAUGCCGGUGACCAUUCCAGGAGAGGACACAGGUGUUGAUGACGCAGAUGAUCUUUUCAAAAUUGCAACUGGUAGUAGUGGCAUUGACUUUUCUGCACAGCAAUCAAUUUGGGAUUUGGAUCAAUUUGAUGCUUUGGAUUGGUUGGAAAGACCUUGUGAGACACCCGCCCCAGUUGGUCCUGCUCUUGCUGGUGACAAGGACGGUAAGGUCAUGUUUGUGGACAAGAGUGCAUCCGCAGCUUCUGCAGAACCAACCAGGUUUGAAAAAGUUGCUGCCGUAGCGCCUCCAGGUGUGGUAUCAGAAGCACUUCGACUCACUGACAAGAAGCCUUUGCUGUUUCCUUGGGAGAAAGGUAGACUGGGCCGUAUUUUCGGCCAACAGGGCAGGCUGAGUCUCAAACAACCAAAGCUGAAUCCAGGUGCCAACAAUUUUGUGCAGGUGGGUGUUGGCGUGUCAGAAGGUUUUCAUGUGGAUGGUGCUUUAACAGUUCGUGCUGGUUCCAAAGAUCCCACAUUGUACAAGGCCGUGGUGAAGAACAUCAUUGGGUGUACCUACACAGAAGAGCGUGAGGCACAACGCGAUCAUGCUGUACGCCAGUGGUGGGAUUUGCUACGCUUCAACAUGGCAGCGAGCGAUCCUGGACGGGCAGCGGUGCACGAGACAGGGCUCUCGGAUAUUUACAAAUACGGGAUCGAGCUGCUUGACGCGGUGUUCGGCAUCAAAAGCCCGGGCACCCUCAUGAAACGCCUUUGUGCCAUCAAAUUGUACAACCAUUGGAUCAUUCGGCAUUAUUCCGAAGUGUGGAUCCCGCUGUCAGAACAGCGUGUGUGGGAGUACAUGCGCUUCUUGCGUGAGACAAAAGCACCCGCAUCCAGAGCGGUGAGCCUUCUUGAGUCUGUUCGAUUUUGCCACCACUUGCUGAAGGUGGACGGCGCGCACGAAACUCUGGACAGUCUGCGCGUCAAAGGUCUGGCAGCCCAGUUGUAUGCAAGCAAGAAGCCCUGGCAUCCGUCCGAUGUCCUUUCUGUGAGUGAAGUGGAGUUUUUGCAUCACUGCUUCAUGGAUGUCAGCUUGUGUGACGUUGAUCGGAUCUUUGUGGGGCAUCUAUUGCACAUGUUGUAUGCAAGGGCUCGUUUCAGUGAUUUGCUGUCAGUGACCGACCUCUUCAUUGACGACGAGAAUGCGUUCAUGGAGGUGAGUGCCACUCUGCAUAAAGGUGCUCGGAGCAUGGAUGCCCGGUCAAAGCUGCUACCAAUCGUGGCACCUGCGACUGGCAUUGUGGGGGACAAUUGGGCCCGCACCUAUUUGGAGCUGCGACACAAAGCAGGACUGAUGAACCCCAAGGACGUUGCCUGUCCAAUGCUGUUGGCGCCCAAGCCUGGUGGACAGGGCUGGAGUGACAGGUAUGUCACAUCACAGGAGCUCAACAGCUUUCUCAAGAAGUUGUUCGCCAAUGGUGGACGGUCCAUCGCAGGACGAAAGAUUACAACUCAUUCAAUGAAGGCCACGGGAUUGUCCUGGUGCUCGAAGCUUGGCAUCUCCCAGGAACACAGAUCAAUCCUGGCACGACACGCAACAAGUGUCCAAGGAGCAACUGUGUUGUACUCACGCGACUUGCUGUCGAGCGCUAUGAGGUCAUUCAACAGUGUCUUGAGCUCUAUCAGGGCGCAAACCUUCCAGCCUGACAAGUCACGAUCAGGAAUGAUUACACCGGCCAGAGCCACACCGGCUGGGGCACCUGUGACGCCCUUCCCGCCAGUGGCAACAGCAUUCCCGGCAGUGGCGCCAUUGGUCCAGAGCAACGUGGAUCUGGACGCAGGGGCUGGCGCUGAGGGUGAUGCAGGCAUUGACGUUGCUGCCACAACAGAGAAAGCGCCGGACGGUGAGUUGUAUUCACCUGGCACUCCUUUGGUCAAAGAGGAGUUUGAAUGGCCCACUUCUGACUGGAAUGAUGGUGUGAUCGACUUGGAGGAGCAGCACGAUCUGUUAUCUGCCUGGCAGUCGGGGUCGGAAGAGGAGUCAAGUGGCUGCUCAGACUCUGACGAGAGCAGCUCCUUCGAAUGGGACAUGCCCAUGCCUGAUGAGGGUCCUGCCGUGCGCCCAGUUGCAAUCGUGCCCAAAUGGCACAUCAACGUGAAGACAAAUGUGAUUCAUGUUUUUGGCAUUUACUGGGAUGAGACGGAGUUUGUCAAAGAAGCCAUUCGGGCCAAACACCCUCUCGAUGUUGCACUGGCAGUCCCUGAACAAUUGCGUGAAGCUGUCCAAUACAACUUGAACACUGCAGAACAUGAUAUCACUUUGCACAGAGCACGCUACUUGACCCGAGUUGUGGAGCUUUGCAAUGACCUGCAAGAAAUUCUCGACAAGGGCUCACUUGGCUUCAAGCAAGCACAACGCUUGCGUGGGCGUAUGCAGUUUGCAGAAGCACAAAUGUUUGGAAGGACCGGGAGGAGGUGCUUGAAAGUCUUGACUGAAUUCUCAGAAGGCCACAGGCAACAGCUAGGGGCCAAGGACGUUUUCUUCUUGAAACUUUUCAUGCGAUUGUUGCAAAGUAAUAUCCCAAGGGAAAUCAAAGCUCUCAGCAAUGACAAUGUGGUGAUCUUUACAGAUGCAUGCUACGAGCGCGAAAGCGAUUCGUGGCCUUGUGGAUUAGGUGGCGUCAUUUGCUUUGGUGGACAAACCGAAUUCUUUUCCUUGCCAGUAGACAAACUGGGCCGGGCGGCUCUAGGUGAGAACUUCAAAAAGCAGAUCAUAUUUGAAACUGAAACACUUGCGGCCGUUUUGGCCUUUGCUUUGUGGAAGGAAUUCUUUGCAAACAAACGUUGCUUGAUCUUUGUUGACAAUGAGGGAACCAAGUUUGCCUUGCUCAAAGGAUCAUCAGACAAUAACGUUGUGGAUUGCCUUGCAGGUUUCUUUGCGGAGUUGGAAGCUGGUGUGCAUGCGUUUACAUGGUUGGCGCGUGUUCCAUCAAAAAACAAUAUAGCAGAUCCACCGUCGAGAAACGACAUAGGGAGCAAAUUCUUUCAGGAUGCAACCAAUGUCUCUACUAGAGCUGCUGAACUGUUACAGACACUGGUCACGAGUUUGAAGGAAGUUGGGGUGAGCGAUAUCGUGACCAGCCAAAGUUCCAAAAAGAACAAGCGCAGCUGA